GCUAGUCCUCGACCUCACUCUUUUCGGUUCGGGCCGAGACUCGAGCGAGGCGCCAGGAGCGAGCGGAGGCUUCUUUCGACGCUCUACACAUCCGGACAACCCCGCCGCCAUUAUGGUGAAGCUCGCCAAGAACGUUAAAAGCCAGCCUAAACAGAAGAAAAUGGCUCCUCCUCCAAAGGAUGUGGACGACAGUGAAGAGGAAGAAUCUUCAGAAGAGGAGGAGAGUAGUGAGGAAGAGAUGGUCCCCCAGAAGAAAGCAGUUACCCCAGCAAAAGCAGCAGCCGUAGCCACUCCCAACAAAAAAGCAGCAACUCCUGGUAAGAAGAUAGUGGCUACCCCAGCAAAGAAAGCUGUGGCUACCCCAGCAAAGAAAGCCGCUACUCCACUGAAGAAGACACCGGUUCCUGCUAAAGGAGCAAAAAAUGGGAAGAACGCCAAGAAAGAAGAGAGUGAAGAGGAGGAAGAUGAGGAGGAUAGCGAGGAGGAUGAAGAUGAAUCUGAGGAGGAACCUGCAGUACCAGUAAGGAAAGCCGUGCAGGCAGCAGGAAAAAAGCCUGUAGCCGCUGUAGCUGCCAUAUCAGCCAAACAAGAGUCUGAGGAUGAUGAAGACGACGAAGAUGAGGAGGAGGAAGACGAAUCUGAAGAUGAGCCCAUGGAGAUCACCCCAGCAAAAGGGAAAAAAGCUGUGCUGGCAAAAACGGCACCAGUAAAAGUCACACCUGCUAAAGCCGCCAAAGAAGAUUCUGAGGAUGAGGAAGAUGAUGACGAGGAGGAGGAUGACGAAGAGGACGAUGAAGAGGAGGAAGAGAACGUGCAAGAAAUGUCUGGAAAAAGAAAGAAGGAAAUGGCCAAGCAGAAAGGCGCCCCAGAUGCCAAGAAAAAGAAAACGGAAGAAGCUGCCUUCUCCAUCUUCAUGGGCAACCUGAAUGGAAACAAAGACUUUGAGGAACUGAAAGUUGCCGUCAAGGAUUUCUUUGCCAAAAAGGAUCUUGAAGUGCAAGAAGUCAGAAUUGGAAACUCAAAGAGGUUUGGCUAUGUGGAUUUCUCAUCGGAAGCUGAUGUGGAUAAAGCACUUAAGCUAAAUGGAAAGAAAUUAUUGGGCUUGGAAAUAAAACUGGAAAAAGCAAAGACCAGGGAGUGCAUCCAAGAGAACAAGAAAGAGAGAGAUGCAAGGACUAUCUUUGUGAAGAACCUUUCUUACAGUAUAACCCAAGAAGACCUGCAAGAAGUCUUUGACAAUGCCCUGGAAGUCAGGCUGGUGUCCAAGGAUGGAAAUAGCAAAGGGAUUGCCUACAUUGAGUUUAAAUCCGAGGCAGACGCAGAGAAAGCGAUGGAGGAAAAGCAAGGGAUGGAGAUUGAGGGCCGUGCCAUCAUGCUUGACUACACUGGUGAGAAGAGCCAGCAGGAUGGCAGAAAAUUCAGUAAAGGAGGACAGCCAGGUGGAGAGUCAAAGACCCUUGUUGUGAACAACCUCUCAUAUGAUGCGACAGAAGAAUCUCUCCAGGAAGUCUUUGAGAAAGCGGCAGCAAUCAGGAUCCCACAGAACAACCAGGGGAGGCCAAAAGGGUAUGCAUUUAUAGACUUCCCCACAACUGAGGAUGCAAAAGAAGCAAUGAAUUCCUUCAACAACACAGAAAUUGAAGGCCGGACAAUCAGGCUGGAAUUCAGCACACCAGGGGGACAAAACAGGAAUUUCAAUGCUAGAGGAGGAUUUGGACAGCAAAGCAAAACACUGUUUGUCAAAGGCUUGUCUGAGGAUACGACAGAAGAAACCUUGAAAGAGUCGUUUGAAGGCUCCGUUACUGCAAGAAUAGUCACUGACAGAGAUACUGGCUCAUCCAAAGGAUUUGGCUUUGUGGACUUCAGCUCCCCAGAAGAAGCCAAAGCAGCAAAGGAAGCCAUGGAGGAUGGAGAGAUCGAUGGAAACAAAGUGACCCUCGACUUUGCCAAGCCCAAGGGCGAUGGGCCACGUGGCGGCGGCGGCUUCGGUCGUGGCGGCAGAGGAGGCCGGGGUGGCAGAGGAGGCUUCGGCGGACGGGGUGGCGGCAGAGGAUUUGGAGGCAGAGGCGGCGGCUUCAGGGGAGGCAGAGGAGGUGGCGGCGACCACAAACCACAAGGGAAAAAGAUAAAAUUUGAUGACUGAGUGGCUUGUCCCUAUAUCUGAAAGGACUCUGGGGUUUUUAAUUCUGUCACUACCAAUUUGACGGAGCCUUCUGAGGACAUUCCAAGAUGCGUUGCAGUCCCUCUUAAGAGCUACUUGGAAAAAUUCCUUUCAAUGAAGAAACAGCCAUCUGACUGCCUGGCCACGCAUAUGAACUUUUAAAAAGCAACAAGAAAUGUGGGAGUUGACCUGUGUCAGUGCAUUUGUCCUGAAUUUAUAACGUUUUACCCCAUGUACAAAAUUAACUUCCUUAUACAUUUCUGUAGGGUUUUUCCUUUUUUUGUUUUUUGUUUAUUUGCUGUAAAAAUGCAAAAAUGUUUUAUCAUUUGUGUCUUGGCACACUGUCUUGGACAGAUUAAAGGGCCUAAACAGA
Molecule: messenger RNA, 2534 nt
Organism: Podarcis raffonei (Aeolian wall lizard)
Lineage: Eukaryota; Metazoa; Chordata; Lepidosauria; Squamata; Lacertidae
Gene: NUCLEOLIN
Product: nucleolin
Exons: 15
Coding region: 113-2143 (676 amino acids)
Molecular function (GO): RNA binding
Source: RefSeq, a predicted model, not a curated record